AUGGAAGCCGCAGAUGCCUCCAGGAGCAACGGGGCCAGCCCAGAAGCCAGGGACGCCCGCAGCCCCCCAGGCCCCCACGGGAGCCCGGAGAGCGGGGCAAAGCCUGAAGCCAAGGACGCCAAGACCACCAACGGGCAUGGCGGGGAGGCGGCCGAGGGCAAGAGCGCGGGCAGUGCCCUGAAGGCCGGGGAGGGCAAGACCGCCCUCUUCGCGGGGAACGAGUGGCGGCGGCCCAUCAUCCAGUUUGUGGAGUCCGUGGACGACAAGGGCCCCAACUACUUCAGCAUGGACUCCGCCGACGGCAAGCGCUCCCCUUACGCGGGGCUCCAGCUGGGGGCCUCCAAGAAGCCGGCCGUCAGCUUCGCCGACAAGGGCGAGCUGCGGGGCAGGUCCAUGUUCUCCGAGCCCCGGAAGCCCGCCGUGUCCCUCGUGGAGCCGGGCGAGGGGCGGCGCAACAGCUACCCGCCUCGGGCCGACUCGGGGAUCCACCUGCGGCCCAAGCCCAGCUCCUCCGAGGAGGUGCUGUGCGACUCGUGCAUCAGCAACAAGCAGAAGGCGGUCAAGUCCUGCCUGGUGUGCCAGGCCUCCUUUUGCGAACUGCACCUCAAGCCCCACCUGGAGGGGGCCGCCUUCCGAGACCACCAGCUGCUGGAGCCCAUCCGGGACUUCGAGGCGCGCAAGUGUCCCCUGCACGGCAAGACCAUGGAGCUCUUCUGCCAGACGGACCAGUCGUGCAUCUGCUACCUGUGCAUGUUCCAGGAGCACAAGAACCACAGCACCAUCACCGUGGAAGAGGCCAAGGCCGAGAAGGAGACGGAGCUUUCACUACAGAAGGAGCAGCUGCAGCUCAAGAUCAUCGAGAUCGAGGAUGAAGCUGAGAAGUGGCAGAAGGAGAAGGACCGCAUCAAGAGCUUCACCACCAACGAGAAGGCCAUCCUGGAGCAGAACUUCAGGGAUCUGGUGCGGGACCUGGAGAAGCAGAAGGAAGAAGUGAGGGCUGCGCUGGAGCAGCGGGAGCAGGACGCUGUGGACCAAGCGAAAGUGAUUGUGGAUGCUCUGGAGGAAAGGGCGAAGCAGCUGCACGAUGACAAGCAGACCCGGGACCAGCUGCACAGCAUCAGCGACUCCGUGCUCUUUCUGCAGGAGUUUGGUGCCUUGAUGAGCAAUUACUCCCUCCCCCCACCCCUACCCACCUACCAUGUUCUGCUGGAGGGGGAGGGCCUGGGGCAGUCGCUGGGCAACUUCAGGGAUGACCUGCUCAACGUGUGCAUGCGCCAUGUGGAGAAGAUGUGCAAGGCAGACCUGAGCCGAAACUUCAUCGAGAGGAACCACAUGGAGAAUGGAGGUGACCAUCGUUACGUGAACAACUACACCAACAACUAUGGGACGGAGUGGAGCACACCAGACACCAUGAAGAGAUACUCCAUGUACCUCACGCCCAAGGGUGGAGUCCGGACAACGUUCCAGCCUUCCUCCCCCAGCCGUCUCUCCAAGGAGACCAAUCAGAAGAACUUCAACAAUCUCUAUGGCACCAAAGGUAACUACACCAGCCGGGUCUGGGAGUACUCCUCCACCAUCCAGAACUCGGACGAUAUGCCCACAGUGCAAGGAAAUUCCUCUUUCUCCCUGAAAGGGUACCCCUCCAUCAUCCGGAGCCAGAGCCCUAAGGCCCAGCCGCAGACCUGGAAGUCAGGCAAGCAGACCCUGCUGUCUCACUAUCGGCCGUUCUACGUCAACAAAGGCUCCGGGAUCGGGUCCAACGAGGCCCCGUGAGUUGCAGCCGGGAGGGAACAAGGCACCAACAGCCCUGCCGUCGGCUGCUCCCACUGCCAGCACCUCCCCAGCCCCUACUGUUCCUGUGUGGGUGACCCACGCCUGCCUCCCCAGUUCUCAGCUGGCCGGCCGGCCUUCUCCAGACAGCCUGGCCUCCCCUGCUGAUCCAAGCCCCCUUCUUGCUUUGUGUGCUCUGAUGCCUACAGACCAGGCCAUGGCUGGGGUGGGAGAUAAGGGGGCUUCUCUCCACAAACCCAGGAUCCUCCUCUUGAGCUGGGUGGUUGGCACUAGCAGUGGGUGGCCCCAUGACCUCAGCCUGCCCGUCCUGUCCACACCCUGCUGUCUCCAGGCCUGUCCAGCAUUGCGCCCCAAGGCCUCCCCCGCCCAUGAUAUGUGGUCACUAGGUGCCAAGCCCAAACAGCUGCACAUCAACCAUCCACACAGACCCUGUGGCUAGGCAACCCCACUGACCCUGCCAGGAGAGACCUGGCCCCACAGCCCUGGGCCAGGCCCGAGGGAUGCAAUGUCUGGGGGCGCCACAUCCACUUUGCGCCCUCCUGGCCAGCAGGAUGGUCUUAGCAAACUUGUUCGUCUUCCUCCCGCCAGGGUGGGCAGCUCCCUCAGUGUGUUUAUGUACCCACGGAAAUAGCUACCAGCCCAGUCACCCUUUAGGGAAAUACCAUUUUCCUAUAGAAUUUCAUUUAUCGGCUAAUUUUGUAUUCUUUUUCAUAAUGGCGAGUGAGCAAGCUGGUGGCCAGGUGGCUGGGUGGGUUGCGGGGUGCUGUGUAGUUACAGGGGUGCCCCCCACACUGCCUCCAUCACACAGGCUUCCUCCUUCCUCUGACUAUCUCAAGGGCCCAGGGCCUGGAGAUAGGACAAAACCUGGAGCAGCAAGUGGUUGUACCCCGUCUCUUGACCCCAGACCCUCUCUGACUUCACUCCCCAGGAGUGGGGGCUAAGGACAGGGUGG
Echinops telfairi (small Madagascar hedgehog) is the source of this 2743-nucleotide messenger RNA. It is a transcript of the gene TRIM29, whose product is annotated as tripartite motif containing 29. Gene Ontology annotation, molecular function: zinc ion binding. Lineage: Eukaryota; Metazoa; Chordata; Mammalia; Afrosoricida; Tenrecidae. The coding region runs from base 1 to 1773 and encodes 590 amino acids. The transcript is spliced from 9 exons. The record is from RefSeq and is a predicted model, not a curated record.